Sapajus apella (tufted capuchin) is the source of this 1290-nucleotide messenger RNA. RefSeq lists its product as uncharacterized. The record is from RefSeq and is a predicted model, not a curated record. The annotation marks the transcript as partial. Lineage: Eukaryota; Metazoa; Chordata; Mammalia; Primates; Cebidae. The transcript is spliced from 2 exons.
CAUUCCAGCACAUCUAUGUUGUCUGGGGUUAGUGGCCAGAGCCACAGCUCUACUUCAACUGCCUCUUACCCAGGCGUUUUUGCGUGGGACAUUACAGCAAGCACAGAAAAGAAGUCAUCCUCACUCAGGGACUUCACUGUGACUGUUAUUGACCAGAACACAGGUGUCUCUUCCAUGUCUAUGACAGCCCAGCAUGAUAAAAUUUCAGAUGCCAAUAUUAUGGUCCCUCUGUAUCCAACACUAUCUGCCAGCCUUGUUCAGAGGACACAAUCUCAAAUUCCAAACCAGCACGGCCAUAGCCUGUCACUCCCCUACCAGAAAGGAAGCCAGGUAUAUUACUAUAAUCCAGGCACACUGGGGCCUCAACUAUCUGGAGAACUUGGCCCCUGGCUGCAAUCCUAUGGCUCUGUGUCAUAUACAGGAAAUAGGGCCUCUGCCCAUCAACCAGAAAUGGUGAUGGUAUUAAAGGAGGUUCGGCCCACAAAAGUUCUACCACCAGUCUCAACUACUGGGAUGUAUUACCCUGUAUCUGCUCAACCCAUCACAGAAACCAGUUUUCAAGUGAUGGAAACUUCCCUGGGGAUGGAUACUUCCCUGGGAUUGCAAUCUCCAAGCAAGACAUUUUGUCUGGCACAAGCUCCGGAAUUCUCCAAGUCCUGCAGUACCCAAAAUACCCAGAUACCUGAGAGUAAUCCUUCACCUGAGCUUGGGGACAUUUCAAUGACAGCCCCAGUCCAGAGUCCAACUAAUCUCUUGAAACUGUCUCCAGCUCCAAACCAGGACAAAACCGAGAUUGAGAAUUUGGAUGAGAUUAAAACCAAGCUUUCAAAGCCUCUAGAUGCCUACCAGUUCCCAAAAGAAAAUCAAGAUCCUCCACUGCUUCCUUUAGAAAUCCCUGAUAUUCACCAGCUUCUGUCCUGCAUUGGUCCUCUUGGCCAAGAGGAGCAGCCUCGUGCUGAAAAUGCCAACCUGAGAAAGAACAGCCAGCGUCUUGAGGGCCAAAGGAUACUUGAAAAUGGGAUUGAGUCUAGCAAUGAUCUUGCAGACAUCACUACAUUGGUGGAGGAUACUCACCUCCCCUCAAUCUUCAGUUCCUUACAAGAUCUUGACAAACCCCAAAGUCCCUCCAUCUUCAGUUCCUUACUAGAUCUUGACCAACCCAAAAGUCCCUCCGCAAAGAACAGCAAAGAUCCCAGUGCUAUCAAGGUAAAUCACAUGCAGGAAAAGUCCAGCGUCAUAAAUGGUUACUCUGAUCAAGUCAGGAAGAACAAGCAUAAAGCUGCCGAGCCU